UGUGGAAUCACCCUCUGAGGUUAAAGAAAGGUGUAGGGACAACCCCACAUGGAGGCACCAAGAAGCCAUUGCAGGAAGCUAUGAGGCUUAUGCCUGGUUUGUGUUGAGGAUCCUGAGAGUUGAAGGCCAGAGUUAAGGAAUACUUGCCCCUGGAGGGCUGUACGCAGGGUAUGGAAUCAACACAAGGGGGAUAAUUGCAUUGCAGUAAAAAAGCUGGAAGGCGUGGGAGAGCUGAAGAGCCUUGUGCCGUCACACAUGGACAUGCAGUUUGGCAUCUGCUAGAUUGGCUUCGGUCCCACCUUGAUCUCGUAUUUCCUCACUGUGCCCUCUUUCUUUGCUUUCAGAAUGGAAACACGUACUCUGCACCACUGUAUGUCGAAACACGUAACUGUGGUUUUAUAAGGGUUGCAGUGAAGAGAUUGUCAUGAGUCUCAGAAGAGACUUUGAACUUUGAACAAUAGUCAGACUGUGAAAGUCUAUGGAGACUUUUAAGUUUGACUAAGUAUACAGUGGGUUAGCCUAAUGCUGCCUGUAUUCUAACCCUAAUUUGAGCCCCCUAUACUUGCUGUCACAAGAGAUGGCAUCUGCAGGAAAGACCUAAGAUGCUGAGUGACCCUGCACCCACACUACUUCUGAUGGGGAUAUAAAGGUGCUAACAGUUUAGGUUUCACAGGCCUGGGCUCCAAGAACGAACAUAAGGGAAGAGGAGUGGAGAACUCAGAGGGAGGAGCCGCCAUGAGUGAGGUGAGCUAUGUGAAUGUGGCCCUGAGGGCUGGUCAAUUGGAGUUAAGAGCAGCCCAGAUGAAAUAUAGUAAAUAGUAAUAAUAUCGAUAGGAAAGUAGAUUCAAACAGCAUGGAGGGCAGACCUCAUCUACCCAGCUCUUAUGUUAAUGCUUAUUAUAAAUAUAAACAUUGUCUAUUUCUCCCGGGAAUUCACAAACCAAAGGAAGGGUAGAAACAAAGGCCAGGAUUUAAAUAAUUUCCACAACAUGAGGGCAUUUUAUGAUAGAGCUGUAAGCCUAUGGAGGGACAAAGGGGAAUGUGGGGGUUUGAAUGAACUCCCAAAGGCUCAUCUGUCUGAAUGUUUACUUCCCAGUUGGUGGAACAGUUUGGGAAGGAUUAGGAGGUGUGUCACUGGGGGUGUUUUUGUGGUUUCAAAAGCCCACAGAAUGUGGACAAGCCCUUCCCUUGGAAUGAGGGGGUGGGGACAGAAGGUGAGCAGGCCUCUCUCGGUGGAUAGAGAGAAACAGAAAGUGGGCAAGACUGUCUUUGACAGGGUAUGCAGGUGGAAACAGAGCUAUGAAAAGCUGUGGAGGACAGAAGACUUGUGGAGGCUGAUAGAUGGAGGACAAGGAAGAGAGAUGGAGAAUAGGGAGAUUGGUGGUCCCCUCUUCCCAUUGCCCCUCCCCCAAUCUCAGGGGCCCUUUGUGACAGGUAAGCAGGAGCUCUGUGAUGUAGGCCUGGGAGCAGCUGCUAACACCCAGAGCGAACCAUCAGAGAUCAGUUGCCUGAGGGCAACAGUGUGAUUCAGUCAGAGAACCUUCUCUCCCUGAUGCAGCCUGAAGGAAUGACAAAUUAAAACAUUCGCUCAGGCAUCCAGUACAAGGCCACGCACUACCUUCACGGAGUGCCAGGCACUUGUAGGGCACGACGGUGCCAUGGAAGUACCUUCACUUCCGUUUCCUCCAACCGAAUGGAUCAGCCUCAGCUUCACGACGUGGGCAAUGGACAUGAUCCUGGCCUUCGCCUGUGGACUGGGCCUCUUCCACCUGUGGAUACAUUUCUUCCCACUCACCUCACCCUCACCUGCAGAGGGCGCCUCCACCACCACCAAAAGGGUAAGACUGCCUUCCAUCCACACCACACAGCCUUCUCUAUUAGGGAAACACUUUCCAAAUCCAAUAGGGAGGUGGCGGACAGGGCAUCUCAGCAGACGGGAACCACAUCCGCAUGAGAACUCACGGGUAGGACGGGGAGAGAGGGCUGCGUGAUAUCUGCUCUCAGACCUCCUAGAGCAGAAAGAAGCACUAUGUCUCAGUGGUCACGGAACUGUGGACCUGGGAUGGAUAGGCUCCACUAAGAAACGUUCUGAACACUGGUUCCUCUGUCCCCCUCCUCACAUUAAUGCUCACACAACAUUGUCUUGGUCAGCUGAGCUCAUGUGAAGAGGGUGAUGCACUCCUGGACAUAGGAUCAGGACUUGAGUCACAUCUGGCCUCAGGAAAUGACAAGGCAGUUCGGAGCUGAGCUUCAGCUUACUGAGGUGAAAGAACACUGACCAAUGACAUCCGUGGUGGGUCUCACGGAGACCGUCCACACUUGGGAUUUUCAAGGGAAAAGAAUACAGACUUACCCCUCAUCACAGGGGUGUGAAUGGGGCCGCAGGUGGUGUCUGUUAUCUCUGUCUAUUAGGUGGUGAAGAGGGACCACAACAAGGCCAGGAAGAAAAUCAGGACCUUGAAAGGUAGGCUCCUUCCUUCCCCUGGACAGGUGACUUCAUCUACCCUGUCCCCAAGGGAUGACACCAAAAGAGUUGCAGACCAUGCGGCUGUGGCUGCAUGGAAGGAAUCAGAAGUGAAGACAUUGCCGAGGUGCUGUGCUCAGAAUAAAGCCAGGGACGACCAUGGUUGGCUGCGGUCAGGAGGGUGGUGUGGGUCGGACCAGAAACAUGCUGCAUGCGUCUGCAGGCAAAUGGGUUACUUCACUUCUCUAAGACACUUUCCUCUUCCACUACACUGGACCUCCCUCCUCUCCACAGGGACAUCAUGAAGUCCAUGGAGCUCGGUGGAAAUGGAAGCCUCCGGUCUAUGGUCAGGUCCUAUCCCACAUGUGCCCAGCACUUAGUGCUUUGGGGCCUGUGGCCUUGUUCAGGGAAGCUUGAGCUCCUGUUUAGUUGAUCAUUUCCACAGAAGGGACAUUGCAUUCAGGCUCCCGUAGGCUCUCAGUUCCCUCCUUUACCCACAAUCACCCCAUCUGUAUUUCUAGCUUACAGAGGCUACAGCAGGAAGAGAGGGAAGGAUGACAGGGGCCUGCUUUUGCUCCUGCAGAGGCUGCUUACUGACAUCAUCAGCUUUUGCCAGCUCUUAAGAAGAGAUGCCUCGGCUCAAGGAUCCAGACCAGAAGCUGCCGAAGACCACCAGCCACCUAGGCAUUCCACAGAGCAGUCUAUGGCCAACUUGCCUCUAGUGGCCUCCUUCCCUCUGGUCAAGGAACACUUGCUGCACAAAGAUUCAACUUUGUCACCUACCCUGCUAAAUUCCCUUACUUGUAAGGAAUCACAAACACUUACAUGUGAUUCUACCCCACCAGUGACGACAAUGCCAAAAAUGCAUCCUUUACCACGACCAUGUGGACCAACCUCCCCAUCCUAUCCUCAAGAUCCAGUGUUCUGCUCUCCAUCCAAGACAGACCAAAGCAUGACUCCUCCUCCUUCUCCUCCUCUUCCUCCUCCUCCUUUUCCUCUGCUCUCUCUUCCUCCUCCUCCUCCUCUUUCCCUUCCUCCCUCUCUUCCUCCUCCUCCUCUUUCCCUUCCUCCCUCUCUUCCUCCUCCUCUUUCCUUUCCUCCCUCUCUUCCUCUUUCUCCUCCUCCUCCUCUUCCUCCUUCUCUUCCUCUUCCUCCUUCUCCACCUCCUCCUCCUCUCUCUCUUCCUCUUCCUCUUCCUUCUUCUCCUCCUCCUCCUCCUCCUCCUCAUCCUCAUCGAUGUGAGUGGAAAACAAAACUAGUGACCUCACGAAGCACAUCUCCUACAGCUUUGCCUUGUCCCAUGGCAAGCACCCCAGGCCUUGAGCACUCAAACAUGUCUCCUUCAAGCUCUUCCUGGUACAAGGCGGCUGCCAGGACCUGGUGUCAUUCUAAGUGGUCACAGGAUGAGACCCUGCAAGAGGAUCUCCAUUUCAGCUUCCAAGAGGCCUCAUUGUGGACAGACCCUGGAUACAGGCAGCUAGAGGCUGGAGAACCCCCGUUCAUCAAGCCUGAUGUGCAGAAGAUCCUGGAGCUGCAGAUUAGCAAGAGGGUAGAACUGAAGCUCUGGAAAGAGCAAGGAAGGGAGAGCUUUGACCACGCCUUGAGCUGUGUGGGUGAUAUGCUGCAGUCCUGGAGCAGCGAGCAGGCCAUCACCUGCAAGUCAGAGCAGCUCUCAGGUCUCCAUCAGCUCUUUUCCCCCAGGGUCUUAUGGAACAAGUCUCAGAAGGACUGCAGGCAGCUUUACUGGGGCCUCCCCUUUCUUCACAGUGAGUCCCUUAUGGCUACUGUCAGCAUGGUGGGCUCACCACUCGACUCCCCUGCCAUCUUUUUCAAUGAACUCUCUCCUUACAACUUAAGACAAGCUGAGAGGAAUGCAGCUCCACUGCUCUUCUCUCCAAAGCCCUUGUUUCAACACUUGGUCCCUUCCAAUCCUUUGACUACAAACGUGCCGUGCCCCCGUUCUCCACCAGGGUCUGGAGUCAAAACCCUGGCCCCUGAGCCAACCUCCCUCCCAAGCCUACAACCCGAUCCACCUCCAACUAGGGAUUCCAGGGCUUCGUGCCCGAUAGAUUCAAAAUCCCAACUUAUUUUCCCAGUUGCUGUUCAACACCUAGAUCAGCACCUUUUGAAGAAGAACCAAGAAAGUAGGAGCGAUUUACCUAGUGUAGUGAAAAUGUCACAGGAAGUCUCUCAUCAACUCAUUUCCACCAGUUUAGCUUCCCAGGGACAAGACUCUGUUCUCCACCUCCUGAAGGAUUUCACUGACCCCCAGCUCAAAGAGCACCUAGAGCAACACUUAAAAACCAGGUUCUGGAAACAUGAGGACCAAAAGAUCCAGCUAUCUACUUAUCUCAUGAAAUCUGAGGACAAACUCCCAGGGAUGGGUCAUGCAGAAGAUAAUCGAGGGACUUCAUCUUCCUCAGCACUGGCAGGAAAAAGCAGCCUGCAUGCACAGAGGGUCUCAGCAAAAGGUCCAGAGACACUCCAGACAGGGAAGGACCCAUGCUGCGAUCUGACAAACGGUCCAGGAAGACCUCUGAGAGAUACUGAUGGGAUCACAGAGGGAUCACUGGGCACAGUUCUAGACUCGAUCGCUGUGACAGAGUUGGAGAACUCUGUGAGACAGCCAAGAAGCAACUCAGCAGGUCCCCAGCCAGGAGGACCAGGAGAGCAGCAGCUACAAGACACACUGAGGAACCACUUCAGUGAGCACAGCCAUGACAAUGACAGUAAGGUGCCUGUGGGCACUUGCCCUGGAAUUCCGGGGGACCACAUGGUGGUCCGUCGUGAAAACUCAGAGACCCAUUUGGACAACUCAGAAAUUGAAAAACCAGAAACAAAUAUCAAAACGGAGAAGCAGAAGUCGUUGAAUGAUGGGUCCACCUUCAAAGAUACUUCUCCUCGGCUUCCCUUGCUAGAUCCUGACGUCCAGCAGGUGCUGGAAACUCAUCUUUCAAGACACCUGGUGAGGCACAGAUGGAUCUUGCCCCUCAGAGGCCUCAGGGCCCUACAACUCUUCAAGGUGAACAAGGCUGUAGCUUUGUCACUUCCACAACCCCCAAGUCCCUCUCAGACAUCUUUGAAAUCUAGGGAUGACUCUGUUACAAAAAUUGCUGCUGUCCUGGGAGACCCUUUUCAGAAAGGUUCAGAAGGAGAUCUGAAAAGAAAAACAGUUUUCCAGAGUCAAACCCCUCCCUCUGCCCUCAACCUUGAAUUUCCAAGUGGAACUCGUCCUAGUGACAAAUUAUGCCCCUCUGAGUCCCCUUCAAAUGUCCAGAAGAGCAGAGUGGCUUCCUUGUACAGGACACGCAGCCUUGUAGUCAGAGACCGGCACAGCGACACAGUUCUAGGACCUCGGAAUGACAACCCAGUGCCAGGUCCAAACCUACUCAAGAGUGACCAUGCCUCACAGGAGAGUGAGGGUGCAGAUUUAGACCUCUCCCAUGGGCUGUCAGUUCAGGGGACCAUUGUAGACGCCUGGCCAACAACUAGCAGAGAUAAAAGGGAGCUGGAGGAGGAGGGGUCCUGUGACUGGGCUCUCAAUGCAGAAGCCAGGGAAGUGUCACCCACUCAGAGUAAAGAACAUCUGAAAGGUAUAGAAUCCCUGAAAGUCAAUGAAAAACAGUCCCCUUCCAGAGCCAUUUCCAAGGAGCCAGAAGAUUCUGUUACUGCUGUCUUCCUGCAGGACUGUACCACUGGCAUGAUCUUUCAAGACUGUGGCCCAGAGGUCCUGCUGGACGCAGAUCUCCUAGCCUCUCAGGCCUCACAGUCAGGCUUCAGGACUAGGUCCACUACCAGCAAAACAUCCUCCAGGGACAUGUACCCUUACUUUUCAAGAGGAGGGAAUGUGCCCAAGAAUAUUAAAUCUGAAGAACCAUGGACUAGCCAUAUCUAUGAUCUAACUAAAUACAAAGAGGGCUUUAGGGGCCCCAGGCAAGAUAGACACCUUUCAAAGACGAGACCUGCCCAAGCCUGCUGGUCAGAUACUCGUGAAAACAAUUCCUCCCCUCUACCAGAAAAAACAUUUGGGGACAGGAUAAAAAGUUUUAUGACACACAUUAUGUCAAGUAAAAGUAAAGUGCAGGAGAACUUCCUGCACAAACACAAGGCCUCAUCAGUCACUUCCCUAAGUCAAGGCUCAGUCAUGAGCAGGGUGUUUCUGCCCCCACAGGUAGCUGAGGCUCAGGACUUCACGAUCUCCGUCAGGCCUAUUCUACAGGAGAAAGUGGGGGUUGGCCAUGCCAGGACAGCCUCAAAGAAAAGUUUGCACAAAGACCCACCCCAGGCUCCUAUGGGCAGGCAUGUCUGCCUCCACAGGACUGCCACUGCAGAAAGACACGAAACACAAGGAAACACUCCCAAGGUACACAGCCAACCUUCCACAGACAAAUGGAUGGACUACACCUGCCAGGCCCAGCUGCUCAGAGAGUCUGUGAUCAGAACUCAAGCCUGUCAGCACAGGUUACAGCCACCAUGUUUCCCAGGCACCCCGGUCUACUCUCCCUGGCACUGCCUGUGCAGAAGUGAGCUGUCUAGAAAAGCAAAAGCUUUUCUACACCUAUCGGGAUAGGAAAUUUCCCCAUGAAAAACUAUUUUUUUCAAAAACAAAAACAAAACCAUGGUGUCCGAGUGCUAAUUGACUGCUUCCCAAGGUAGGCAUUAGUUCCUCUUGUGCAUCAUUACUCUGGAGGUUGUGUCUGCAGGGCUUGACCACAGGGAACAUCUCCAUCUUCUUCUGGAGAAGACAGCUCUCCACAGGGUCGGUUCAGUGACAUUUGAAUGACUUCAGGCAUUAAUUGAGCCUACGGAGGGAGGUAGAAAAUAAAAUGUUCGGGGCCCAGGCAGGGGGUCAUGCAGCAGGAGGAUGACCUGAAAGGUUCCGUGCAUGUAGGUUCAGCCCCUGUGCUUCCAGUACAGACUAUGGACUCUCAGGGACCCGUCCGCUGGCGCUCCACCGCAAGCUGGAGGAGCCCUUUAUCUUUCCAGUGUCCGGAUGCCAACCCAGAAAGCAGUCCCAGAUGAUUGUCUAACAGCACAUCUGAUCAUCCGCAUGUUCUGGCUUCCUGAAUUCUAGACACUGAGAUGGGGGAAAAGCCAGAGCUAGAUAUUCUCUGUGUCAUUCACAGCCCGGAGGACUCCGGACACACACACACACACACACUUUGCCAGCAUUAGUCCCAAGGAAAGGACACCUGAGAAGGGUGCUGGGGAUGCACUGUGACCUCACAGCUCGCCAUGCUAGGCCCCCAGCCUUUGUCUUUCCAGGAGACCAGCAGAAGAGGCCUUCUCACACGACUUGCCCACACAGCAGAAGGGACUUUGCCAAAGCACAGGUGCUCUCUGGACCUCUGCGCAGGCAAAGAAGUGUCUCUGUUAGGACCCCCUCAGCUACUUGCCCAGGUUUCCUUACCUCAGUCUUUGUAAACACAUGGGGGUAACUGAAUAGGAGAAUAGCCAAUCUCCAGUGAGCCCUGCUCUGGUCCCUGAAGAGAGCAACCAGGGCACAGCUCCCACGGAAGCGUUUAUUUCCUGAUAGAAAACCCUGUUCCCAGUGGUGCCACACAAUGUACAGGACUCAGCCGCGGGCCCAGUGCCAACACAUGUUCCCGAGGUCCUUGGGUGAGACCAAGCAGCUCCUAUGUGUGGAUAUGGGACCAACAGUCCACUUCUGAGCCAGCAGUGUAUCACUGGCAGCAGCCUCAGCAUGUCUCAGAGGCCACAGUGAAGCCAGGGCCCUGAGGAAGGCACUAUAUGGUACCUCAGGAGCUCAGGAGUCACAUUUGGGUAAAGCAAAUUCUCAGAGUGGGUCCCAGGGUUCUUGAGUGGAGGAGGAACUUAUCCAAGCAGGCCCAGUUGCAAUGCUGGCAUAUGUGCCUCUGAUACUUCCUCCCUUAGCCAACCUAGAAUCUGCCAUCACAGGUACAGGCUGAUGAUGCUGGAUCAGAUGAUGGAGCGAUCCACUGAGGAAACAGUGUCAUAUCCAGCUGCCCGAGAUCCAAUGAAACGCUGGGACGUGAUUAUAAGGGUUUGCCCAGUUCCUCUAAUAAACCAGUGUACUUUUGCCACUUGCCCAAAUCCCAGAAUCUGUGCUCUUGACUAUGAGCCUUUGUAUGCCUGCCUGCAAGGUUCUUGAUUGGGGUUACAAGCAAUACAUGAGGGUACAAGUGCUAGAGACAGUGGUGUUAAGAGACCACACAACCAGCAGAACACAUUCUGCCCAGC
Rattus norvegicus (Norway rat) is the source of this 8686-nucleotide messenger RNA. Lineage: Eukaryota; Metazoa; Chordata; Mammalia; Rodentia; Muridae. The record is from RefSeq and is a predicted model, not a curated record.